This is a messenger RNA of Oncorhynchus gorbuscha (pink salmon), 2137 nucleotides long. RefSeq names its product ankyrin repeat and SOCS box containing 1 (gene asb1). The record is from RefSeq and is a predicted model, not a curated record. Bases 226 to 1308 code for a protein of 360 amino acids. Gene Ontology annotation, molecular function: protein binding. Gene Ontology annotation, biological process: intracellular signal transduction; protein ubiquitination. Lineage: Eukaryota; Metazoa; Chordata; Actinopteri; Salmoniformes; Salmonidae. The transcript is spliced from 5 exons. Gene Ontology annotation, cellular component: ubiquitin ligase complex.
CCAAGAGCAGGAAGUCGCACUCUCGUCUCUCAGAUAGGGAAAGCGAAAAAAGAGGAGUGAUCAGUGAGGUGUCAUAAAUAUAUUCCAUUACAACAACAAUGGCACAACGGACGGUAUGACAAGGUCGUUUUGGUAACACUAGCUAGGUAAUCACUUUCCUAGUUCUGGCGCUUUUUCGUAGGAGACUCCCUGCAAAGAAGCGUGAGAAGUUAUUAUUAGGGAGAAAUGGCGGACGGCGGAGGCUUCGAGUUAGGUGAUGUUGUCGACCCACCCAUUGCGCCGAAUAUCAUCUGUCCCCUUGUCACCGUUUCUGACCUACCCAGCCCGACAGCUGCAGGCCGUAACCUGAAGGAAUGGCUGCAGGAGCAGUUCAAUAAAAAGCCUGAAGAGCAGAGUGAGGACGCGCUGCUCCACAACGCUGCUUACGUAGGAGACCUGGAUACUCUAAGGAACCUGCUGCAGGAGGACAGCUUCAGAGAGCGGAUCAACGAGAAGUCUGUAUGGUGCUGUGGUUGGCUGCCCUGCACCCCUCUGCGCAUCGCUGCCACAGCCGGUCAAGGGGCCUGUGUGGCCUACCUGAUAGGCCAGGGGGCCAAGGUGGACCUAGUGGAUGUGAAGGGUCAGACGGCACUCUACGUGGCGGUGGUCAACGGACACCUGGACUGUGUGACCAUCCUCCUGGAAGCUGGAGCUGACCCCAACGGCAGCCGCCACCACCGCAGCACUCCCGUCUAUCACGCUGCACGGGUAGGCAGGGUGGACAUACUCCAAGAGCUCAUCAGGUUCCAUGCCGACGUGGAUGUGGACCACCAGCUGGGUGCCAGGCCCCCGUUUGGUGCAGCCCGCACCCUCACCACACUGGUGGUGUGCCCGCUCUACAUCAGCGCCGCCUACCGCCACCUCCACUGCUUCAGCCUGCUCCUGGCGGCCGGCGCCCAGCCGGACUACAACUACAACGGACCAGUGAGCCGCGAAGCGCUAGCAAAGGGUUUGGCCUCCUGCCUGCUGGAUGCGGUGCUGAGACACGGCUGUGAGGCGGCGUUCGUCAGACUGCUGCUAGACCACGGUGCCGAGCCCAGCCUGGUAGCCUGGGAGCAGCCCCACCGAGAGGGAGCGACCGCCGGGGGCCGAGAGAGGGUUGACCCCGAAGCCUUGCAGCUCUACUUGGAGGCCAGGAGAUGUCCUCAUAGGCUGACCUACCAAUGUCGGAUCAGUAUUAGGAAAGUGAUGGGGAAGCAUCGGCUAAAACACAUCCCUUCUCUACCGCUCCCGGACCCCAUUCAGAACUUCCUGCUUCACCAGAACUGACUCUGGCAGGCCUUGCCUUUGAUUAUCGUUAUGCUAUUAUGAACAGUGACGGACUUACCAUUAGGCAGAAGAGGCAAUUGCCUCAGGCUUCACAUCAUAAUCAAGGGGCCUCAUGAGCUGGGCAUAAUUUAAACAAAUAAAACUAGUCAUCUUUUUGUUUAUUUCCCAGCUUGGGCUGUUGAGGCCCCUUGAUUUCUCAGCUUGGCCCCUUGAUUUCUCAGCUUGGGCUGUUGAGCCCCCCCCCAUUCUCUGCUCAAAGGCUGGACUGCUCAGUAGGUUGGUUCAGCAGCAGCAAAAUCUGCAGGAAGCUUCAAAGUUGCAAACGAAAUGGGGAAGGGUUUCUUUGCCUGGUAAUGAGGCCACAUGGUUGUCAAAAAUACCUCCCAAAAAGUAAAUGAAUCCAUAUAGCUGAAGAAUAAUAGAUCAAUAAUUUAUUUCUAUACAAAUACACUACGUGUAUGAAACAUUAGGAGCACCAUCUCUUUCCAUGAGAUAGGCUGACCAGGUGAAUCCAGGUGAAAGCUAUGACCCUAUAUUGAUGUCAUUUUUUAAAUCCACUUCAAACAGUGUAGAUGAAAGGCAGGAGAUGGGUUAAAAAAAUACUUUUACACCUUGGGACAUGGAUUGUGAAUGGGCAAGACAAAAGAUUGAAGUGUCUUUGCGGGGUAUGGUAAUGUAGUUGAUGGCAGGCGCACCGGUCUGAGUGUAUCAAGAACUGCAACGCUGCUGGGUUUUACUUGCUCAACAGUUUCCCAUGUGUAUCAAGAAUACACAUGGGAAACACCCAAAGGACAUCCAGCCAACUUGACACAACUGUGGGAAGCAUUGG